Messenger RNA from Cherax quadricarinatus, 933 nucleotides. The record is from RefSeq and is a predicted model, not a curated record. Lineage: Eukaryota; Metazoa; Arthropoda; Malacostraca; Decapoda; Parastacidae.
CAGCAACAACAACAAGAACAGCAGCAACAGCAACAACAACAGCAACAACAACAACAACAACAACACAACAACAACACAACAACAACAACAGCAACAACAACAAGACAGCAGCAACAGCAACAACAACAGCAACAACACAACACAACAACAACAAACACAACAACAACACAACAGACAACAACACAGCAACAACAACAAGAACAGCAGCAACAGCAACAACAACAGCCACAACAACAACACAACAACAACAACAACCAACAACAACAACAGCAACAACAACAACAGCAACAACAACAACAGCACAACAGCAACAACACACAACAACAACAACCAACAACAACAACAACAACAACAACAACAACAACAAAACAACAACAACAGCAACAACAACAAGAACAGCAGCAACAGCAACAACAACAGCAACAACAACAACAACAACAACAACAACAACAACAGCAAACCACACUCAACAAAGACCACACCCAACAAAGACCACACCCAACAAAGACCACCCCUAAACAAAGACCACACUCAACAAAGACCACACCCAACAAAAACCACACCCAACAAAGACCCACUAACAAAGACCACACUGAACAAAGACCAAAACUCAACAAAGACCACACUCAACAAAGACCACACUCAACAAAGACCACACUCAACAAAGACCACACUAAACAAAGACCACACUCAACAAAGACCAACCCAACAAGACCACACCCAACAAAGACCACACUCAACAAAGACCCACUAAACAAAGACCACACUCAACAAAGACCACACUCAAAAAAGGGACCACACCCAACAAAGACCACACUCAGCAAAGACCACUCAACAAAGAACCACACUGAACAAAAAGACCACACUCAACAAAGACCCACUGAACAAAGACCACACCUGAACAAAGACCACACUGAACAAAGACCACACUGA